Molecule: messenger RNA, 1636 nt
Organism: Momordica charantia (bitter melon)
Lineage: Eukaryota; Viridiplantae; Streptophyta; Magnoliopsida; Cucurbitales; Cucurbitaceae
Product: alcohol acyltransferase 9
Source: RefSeq, a predicted model, not a curated record
AACAAUGGCAAAGGCCGUCAUAGAAAAAUCUCUGCAACUCCCAGACUGCGUGUACCAAAACGACCCCGUUUUGAUCAAACCAAGCAGCGAAACUCCGAAGCAUUUUCUACCACUUUCCGAUCUGGACGAUCAACUUUUUCUAAGAUUUUCAAUAAAGUUUUUGUUCGUAUUCCGACGAUCGAUCCAAUCGGAAUGGCUAAAAUGGGGUCUCUCGAGAGUUCUUGUGGAUUACUAUCCGCUGGCCGGGAGGCUGAGGAGGCGUCCCGAUGGCGGCGAGAAGCUUGAAGUUGAUUGUAAUGGAGAGGGCGCUUUGUUUGCUGAAGCAUUCUUGGAUGUCGACUCUCACGAUUUUCUCUCAUUUUCUUGGAAGCCAAACAGGUCUUGGAGAACCCUUUUGUAUAAGGUCCAAGCCCUAAAUUUCACCCAUGUUCCUCCUCUUGUUCUUCAGGUCACAUAUCUCCGGUGCGGAGCUAUGAUUCUGUGCACCGCGAUCAAUCACUGUUUAUGCGACGGCGUCGGAACGUCCCAAUUUCUGCAUGCCUGGGCCCACGUAACUUCCGAAUCAAAUCUCGGCGGUCCACCAAUCUCACCCUUACACAGCCGCCACGUGUUAUCUCACCAAGGCCCAAUUCAAAUCCCCUGCGCUCAUCCCCAGUAUACCAAAACCCCACGGGCCAGCUGGCACGUCGACAUCACCAAAUCCCUCCAAUCUCAGCCGUUGAUCCCCUCUUCCUCAAUCUUCACCGCCGCUCGCAUCCUCCGCCUCAAGAGCCUGUGCCCGCCGACCUCAAACUGCACCACAUUCGAAACCCUAGCUUCGCACACGUGGCGCUCCUGGAUUCGUUCCCUCGAUCUCCCCCCUUCACUCCACGUCAAGCUCCUCUUCCCUGUAAAUAUCCGCAACAAACUCAGCCCCAAAAUCCCUCAAGGCUACUACGGAAACGCCUUCGUUCUCGGAUGCGCCCAGGAUUCUGUCGACCAAUUGGCCGUUCCCGACAACUUAAACGGCGUCAUCCGGUUAGUGCAAAACGCGAAAUCGAUCAUCGAUGACGAUUACGUCAAGUCGAUGAUCGUUCUGCUGGAGGAUAAGAAUCUGCUUGCCGACUUGUCGGUUAGUUUUGUUAUAUCCGACUGGUCAAAAUUGGGACUGCAGGACUUGGAUUUUGGGGUCGGGAAGCCGCUCCAUAUGGGUCCUUUGGCCAGCGAUGUGUUCUGUCUAUUUCUGUCGGUGAUCGGAGACGUUAAAGCGGUGAGAGUGCUCGUGUCGGUGCCGGAGAACGUGGUGGAGAAGUUUGAGUAUUAUAUGACGGGAGAGUACUUUUCCGACGAAGAGACGGAGGUCUUAACGGAGAAAUCAGUGGCUGGACCUGGACUGGCCCACUUUAAAUAAAUGGGCUAUUUUAUGUGGGCCUUCCAUCGUUUGAUCUACGGCCCAAUUGGCCCAAAAUAAAUUCACCACACAGAAAUGGUUGUGUGUGUAUUGUAAAGGGCAUGUGACGUGAGAGUGUAUCUACCUCUUUGUUAAGGACUGUUUUCAAAAUUGCCUCAUAAUAUUGGCAUAUUCAUUUAUAAUUUAUCUAUGUCCUUUAGAGUAUGACCUUGGUUAUAUUAUUGGGCGUGAAGCAAAUUAUUUAAA